Dendroctonus ponderosae (mountain pine beetle) is the source of this 5557-nucleotide messenger RNA. Its product is annotated as cyclin-T. Lineage: Eukaryota; Metazoa; Arthropoda; Insecta; Coleoptera; Curculionidae. Gene Ontology annotation, molecular function: cyclin-dependent protein serine/threonine kinase activator activity. The record is from RefSeq and is a predicted model, not a curated record. Bases 645 to 4259 code for a protein of 1204 amino acids. Gene Ontology annotation, cellular component: nucleus; cyclin/CDK positive transcription elongation factor complex. Gene Ontology annotation, biological process: regulation of transcription by RNA polymerase II; positive regulation of DNA-templated transcription, elongation. The transcript is spliced from 8 exons.
UUCUCUAUCCAUUCUACCGCUUUCGAAGUUCUUGGUCUGGCAACGCUGCCGGUCAGUGUCAACCCUUCGAACUGAAAUUUGAUGGUUGGUGGUCAGUUUAGGUCCAUUUCAAACAAGUGUGUGCCUUUUGGGUUGUACAGUUACAAGCAGGUUGCUGAAAUAAUUCGACCGCAAAUUAUCUAAUGUGUUUUGGAUGUUGAGUGAGAUCGGUAGUGGCAAGUUGUGCUAAUUCAGACUUUAGUGUGCUUACCGUCGUUGGCCGGCCAUCAAGCAGUGAAUAACAUCUUUCUUCGACUGCUCUGUAUGUAUUUAGAAAUUUGCUGUUAUCCUGCCAUAUACUCCUGAGCGAAUAACAGACAAUCCUCAAGUAAAUCGUUUCGAACAGGUAGACACAAUUUGUUAUAAAUAAUAUGGGUCGUUUCACCUAAAAAACUAUGUAGUCGCGACCCGUGUUUAACCUCGUGGAAAUGCCUUUAAAUGGCUAAUACCGUUCAAACACGAUACCAAUAAACGUUAUUCUCAUUCCACCGCUGUGCUAGUGAAACAAAAAGGGCUAUUUAACGUGAUUUAUCUGACAGAUGAGGCAGCGCCACCUACGUUAUUGACUUUGCUCAUUUCUCGUGUCGUGUAAUAAAUAAGUGUCAAUGGCAAGCCCGAGCAAUCCGGAUAAAUGGUAUUUUACCAAGGAAUAUCUCGAAAAUACCCCAUCCAGAGAAAGCGGCUUCGACGCUUAUAAGGAGCUGCAAUACAGGCAGCAGGCCGCAAACUUUAUACAGGACAUGGGCCAAAAAUUACAAGUGUCCCAACUAUGUAUCAACACAGCGAUAGUCUACAUGCACCGGUUCUACGUGUUUCACUCAUUCACCAAAUUUCCAUGGCAUCAAAUGGCGUCAGCAGCUCUUUUUCUGGCUGCUAAAGUUGAGGAGCAGCCCCGAAAGCUGGAGUACGUCAUUCGUGUGACCAACCUCUGCAGGAAUCCGCGAGACCGGACCGUUGACGUUACCUGUGAAAAGGAUUCUCCUAGGUACAUAGCUCAAUCACAGGAGAUGGUGUUCAAUGAGAAUGUGCUGCUGCAGACCCUCGGAUUUGAUGUUGCCAUUGACCAUCCCCAUACCUACAUAGUGAGAUGUUGUCAUUUGGUGCGAGCCAGCAAGGAUUUAGCGCAAACGUCUUAUUUCAUGGCGAGUAACAGCUUACACCUGACGACUAUGUGCAUUCAAUACAAGCCCACGGUGGUGGCAUGUUUCUGCAUACUGCUAACGUGCAAGUGGUCGAACUGGGAAAUACCACUUUCCAACGAGAAGAAAGAGUGGUUCAAGUAUGUCGACCCAACUGUGACUGCGGAACUUCUAGAACAGCUUACUAGUGAAUUUUUGGUAAUUUUCGAAAAUUGUCCUUCGAGACUAAAGGAGAAAAUUAUGGCAAAGCAGGAAAGUUCGAGCAGUACAUUCGAGCCGGAAAAGAAGCUGAAUGAUACUAGAUCUUUGGAACACAAAAGUGAGGAUCAUCAUAAACACAGAUCGUCUCGACCAGCCGAAGCAGGAACAAGCGGCCACCGUAGUCAGGAGCAGCGAGAAAGAGAGUAUAAGGAGCGAAAGGAAAAAGAACGAAUUGCCCAUAUGAGUGGAAUUGUGUUUAGCCUGCCUUAUAGGCCUGACCGUCCCCCGGAUGCCAGUAAACCCUAUGCCAGGCCUCCGCCCACUGCGGCAACGUCCAGUAGAAACGAACCUAGAGAAGUUUUGAGGGAAACAGUCAAAGAAUUGGCCGCGGUAGCCUCAACGGUUCGGGAACAUGGCAAGGAUGUUUACGCGUCUCGUGGGGAUAAAGAAGUACAGAAACGCGAUUCUUUACUAAAAUCCUCUGCGCAGAGUGAUCCAAGCAGUUCAUCAAGUUACGCAGAUGCGCGGAUGCAGCAACGUGUUGAGCCUAGUAGACCUAGGAAUGAGCCGCCAAAAGCUUCUUCGAAGGUAGACAUGCCGCGUCGCCAUGAGGAUCAGAAAGUGUCUAGCCAUGCCAAACAGGAAGCGGAGAAUAUUAAAAAGCAUCUCAGCGCCAGCUUCGACAGGAGCAGCGGCUAUUUGAAAGCAUCAUCAUCAAGUUCUACCUCGCAAAAAGUUAAGUCGCCUUCUAAUCUAGAUAGUAAAUCCGUCCCAAGAGCGAACAGCAACCAACUUAAUGCGCUUCCUAAGCUGCAGUUCAAUGGAAACCCCAAUGGAACAUGUGAUAACAAACCUCCGCUCACAUAUGAUAAUGAUUUUAAAACCAAGACUGAAAUUAACCAUUUAAAAGAAGAGAUUCCUACCCCGGUCGUUAUUAAGAGGCCAAGUUUGUUCUCGCCGGAUCAAACACCACAACUUCCGCAGAUUGUCAUCAAAUCAGAACCGGAAAAAUCUUUGACCAGCUUGACGCUGCUAUCGCCAAUUAACUCGCCCCCUAGUGUAUCUAGUUUGAGGAAUAGGAACUACUCGAGCAGCUCUGAACCAGAACUGAGACCCACAAUGAAGAAAAUUGACCAAGUUGAAGGUUUUGAAAAUCUUAUGCGAGACAAUACGAUUGGUAUGACCAACGUGUCCAACAACGACACCCUCUUGGCUGCGGAGCAGCAUGACAGCUCUUUAGAGGUGGAUGUUUCAACUUGCAGUGACGAAGCAGUGUCCAAACCUCUGAUUAUCAACGGGUUUGAAACUAACCCCACUCUCAUCAGUAAUCUUUUAAAAGAAGCUUCGACUGCCUCGCAUCUCUCGGCAGUUGGACUCUCCACAGUGAAAGCUGAACCAAUAGAGCCCAUCCAGGCCAAUGUCUCUCUGUCAUCUGAGUCCAGCAAUAAAGAACACCGCCACCACAAGAGUAAAAAGAAGAAGGAUAAGCACAAGCGCAAAGACAAGAGCAAGGAGGAGAAGGAAAAGAAGAGGAAACAUAAAGACAAGGACCGGGAGAGAAGUAAACACAAGGAGAGGAAAGAGAGCGAACCUCAACCAAUCGUUAGCGAGCCAAUCAAAAUAACUAUUCAAAAAGACAAGAUUCAACCUAAGAACGAACUGAAAAUCAAGAUACCCAAGGAUAGAAUCAAGACUGAAGGCAUGGGGGACUCUUUUGGAUUGGCACAACCUAGUUCAGGAGGAUUGAAAAUCAAAAUACCCAAAGACAUUAUUACGAAUUGUCAAGCGGGCACGAGUAGUUUCAACUCAUUCGACAAGUCGCAUAGUGGGGGGAGCAGUUCGAGUCGCAAGCGGGAGCGGUCGUCCACAUCCGAAACUGCUAAUACAAAAAUGCACAAGUCAGCCCACAAAGAGUCGAAACAAAACGGUCGACAUUCUAGUAAUAAGGUAAGCUCAAUCCAGCCAUCUAGUAGCAACAGCUUUCGUAGUAGUGAGUGUGAUGGUAUUAGUGAGAUUAGGGCGAAUAUCGAAACAGGUCACAGUAAUGUAGUGAUAGGUCGUAAUAAUGCCCCGAUUGAAAAGAACGUCACUAUUGAUAGGACACUGGAUCGAUUGAUAGAAAAACGUGGGGAAAAGACGUCGUCACUGGUUGCCAAUUUGCCUAGCAUGUCGACCAAUAUGAGGGCGAUCUCUCCAAUUCCCUUUCCAACAAAGAAAGGCUCCAAUGCAACCAGUGGCGACAGCGUUUGGUCGAUGUCUGUAAGUCAGGAAGGGUGUCUGAACCCCAGCAAAACAACCGCCCAAGAUUCUCCUCCAAGUAAUCAAAAAAGCCGUGGCAAUCCUCUAGAUGCCGAAGUCAAACCGGCUCUAAAACGUCCACCUUAUUACCAGGCAACUGCCAAUACCCCUUCUGUAUAUAAAUCUUUUAAUCAUAACAACAGCCAAUUUAAAACAGCCAACAGACAAUCUGGUUCUAUCAAUAAACACGUCAUACACAACUAUGACUACCCACCGCCCCCGCCUUAUCACAUGAAAGACACCAAUCGGCAGCCUUCGGUCGUAAACCCGCGCUUCCAAUCGCCAAUGCCCCCAAGAUUUAACCGAGUGGAGAAUUCCUACCCCUCAAUGGUUCAAAAUCCCGAAAUGCACUAUGCUCAACUCAUGCCUCAAAUGGGCUAUAGUGGGUACCAGGUGGCGCCACCUGUCAUCCCCAAUGUCAGUAUGCCUCCACCUCCAUUCGGCUAUUUCCCCAAUCAUUACUUUGAGGGAUACAUGUAUCAGCAGCAAGCUGCAGCUUUUGGGGUAGGGGUUACUCAGCCCCCUUUGCCGACUGAUGCUCCUCCUUUGGCGGAGGUGCCCCCUCCACCUCCUCCAGAGUGAGUUGCUUCAGAAUUCGCACUUUGUUGUGGGUAGUCGAUCUAGGGGUUCUGUAUGUCUUCCUAAUGAAUUGUCCAGAUGUAGAGCCUCUUUUUCUGUUACACGAUCGUUGUUAUCGUUUGAUUUUUACAAUUGCUGCCUGUUAGUUUAAGUCAACUAAAAGUACCCUGAAAAAGAACAGACAUGGAAAAAUCUAAAUCACAAUUCUAGUAUUUGAAAGUAUUUUUAACCAUCAAUUUCAUGAGUGGUUUUGGUUUUACUUUAGAGAAAUUCCUGGGUUCCAGUCAAUUUUAUUGUUUACCAUUUAAAAUGUCACAAAAACGUUUCGGUGUUUUUCUCCACCAUUAUCAGUUUGUAUGUAUGUAUGUUUGUUUCAACCUUCACAUUUGGCAAGCCACUCACUCUAGAGUUUUUGUGACACUUUAAAUGGUAAACAAUAAAAUUGACUGGAACCCAGGAAUUUAUUUUGAAUUAAGUUGAAAUACAGUCAGGAAAAUAUACACAAUUUAUUAAUUAUUGUAUUGUAAAUCUGUGUAUUUCAAAAUAUGCAAAAGAGCACAUUCAUAAAAUUUGGGCAUUAUUAUGACAAUAGGAAUUCCUUUAGGUGAAUUAUAGUAUACAGUGCCAGACUUGUUAAAUUAUACUAGUCCUUCAAGUUUACCUUAUUAGACACCCAGGGCGUUUGGUUGUAUACAUAUAUAAUUAUUUAAUUUGAUUUGUAUAUUUCGACGUUAUAUAUCUUAUUUCAAAUUUACUGUUGUUACCAUUGAGGUUUUUGUUAUUACGUUACGACGACAUACCUAGUAUAUUAAAAAUGCUCAUAUCAUUCGUUGCUAAAGCGUUCGUAAAUCCCAUUUUGUCAUAGACCUAACAGACAAUCGAUGUUUGCUAACUAAUAAUCACCUGCGCUACUAGUCAUGGCCUUUAUUUAAAUAAAUUUUAUUAAACUACUGACAAUCUUAGUUUCUAUUCUUCUGAUAUGUAUGAUCUCAAAUGUUUACAAUGUAAACGAUGCAUUUUCAUUUAAACUUCCGACUUUCUUAGAAUGGUAUAGAACUCGUUUUUGUUAUUGUUUAUUGAAUGUUUGAUAUUUAUGCAUGAUUGCAACUGGCAACUUAACUAAGUACUAAACUCAGCUGGAGAAAUAUUUAAUAUAUACUUGCCUAUUCGUUUAUAUGCAUUUCACAUGCGGAUAUCAACAAAAACUAUAUUAAUAUAUUGUAUAUUUUAGUUGUCGUAUACCUAAGGCUUAUUGUUAGGCUGCCAUUUUUACAUAUUAAAUAAAGUUUAUUUUUAUAGUU